This is a messenger RNA of Hyla sarda, 5088 nucleotides long. It is a transcript of the gene TAB3, whose product is annotated as TGF-beta activated kinase 1 (MAP3K7) binding protein 3. Gene Ontology annotation, cellular component: extracellular exosome. Gene Ontology annotation, molecular function: ubiquitin binding. Lineage: Eukaryota; Metazoa; Chordata; Amphibia; Anura; Hylidae. The coding region runs from base 367 to 2448 and encodes 693 amino acids. The transcript is spliced from 8 exons. The record is from RefSeq and is a predicted model, not a curated record.
UCAUCGUUACGUCACGACACCGGAUCCAGGAAGUGAGCUGGACCCAGUGCAGCGGCUCGGCAGCUUGUCAGUGCGCUGGCUUCUGCUGUCACUGGCGGCCGCUGCUCCGGCCUGGUGACGUCACCGCCCGCUCAGCUGGGCCUAGAGCAGCCUUAGCCGGAGGAUAAGCUAGAGGAUAAGCCGGGGUGCAGCCACUCCCUGCCAUGGAGCUGUGACAGGGGCACCCCCUACCACCUGGACGGGGCUAUGGGAUAUGAAUGAGCACAGCUGUUUUGCAGAAAAUGCCGGAAGGCUCGGAAGACCACAACCACUGGUGGGCGUAAUAAGUCUCCUCCUAUCCCAUCCUAAUACUGCUCACGUGUGGAGAUGGCACAGAGUCAUCAGCUUGACAUCCAGGUAUUAAAUGAUCUUCAGCAACGCUUCCCUGAGAUCCCACUUGAAGUGGUAUCUCAAUGCAUGAUGCAGAACAAUGGCAACAUUGAAGCUUGCUGCAGAGCUCUGAGCCAAGAAAGCUGCAAAUAUCUUUAUAUGGAGGGUCACAACCCAGAGGACAGCAGAACAAAUGGCAAUCUUUUGCACAUCAAUCUUGGCAUCCAUUCAGGCACCAAUUACCAGGGAGGUGAUGGAGCACAGGUGAAUGGACGUCCCCUGGUUCAUAGUUCAAGUGAUGGGCACAUUGACCCACAGCGCACCUCUGGCAAGUUUAUCUGUUUGGUUGAGCCUCAUUCGGCACCGGCAAUUGUGGCACAAAAUUUUAAUCCAUUUUUCUUGAAUGACCACAGUCGAAACUCACCGACUCCGCCCCCACAGCCUCUUCAUCAGCAAGGUGUAAACGCAUCAGCUAUGCAAGCUCCUCUGCCAACAUAUAUGCACUUACCUCGCUAUAGUCCAAAUCCUAUUACCGUAACAGUGUCACAAAAUAUACCUUCUGCUCACAAUGUGCCAAGAGCUUUACAAAUUGUUCCCCAAGUUCAGGGGAACCUUUAUGGAACUCCAAAUUCUAUUUACAUAAGGCAGUCAUCACAAAAUUCUCCUGGUAGGCAUAGCUCACAGAACUCGCCAUGGACACCGUCUUCUCCAGUUCCUCUGCCUAACUAUAGUCCUUGUCCUCUUCCAUUGUACUCUCAAGGUUAUCAACCUACACAGUAUUCUCCAAAACAGUCUCAGAUUCCACAGUCUGCUUUCUGUUCCCCUCCCGCAUCUCAAUGCACGUCUCCUUACAGCUCUCCCCAGCAUCAAGUGCAGCCCAGUCAGUUAAGCCAUCAGACUUCACAUGUGUUUUUGCCACCUAGUCCAUCAACAGCUUCACCUCACACUUUUCAGCAAACUCCACCUCCAUAUCCAAAGCAAAGUAGCUUAUCCUAUCUGCCCUAUGGAUCUGGCAUAAAUAAGAUGAACAAGAUAGAAAUUACAGUGGAGUCACCACAAAGACCAGUGACUGCAAUGAAUAGAAGUCCUUCACCAAUAAACCAGUCUUCCCAGAGGAGUCAUCAGUCUGCAUAUGCCUCAAAUGCACGGUCAGGGUCUCCAUCAAGAGCUAUGCCUGGCCAGCCAAAGACUCCUUAUGGUGUUAACCCAUUGUACAUUACAUACUCACAACCUCCAGCCACCUCUGGCUCUCCAACCCCCUCUCCACGUGGACUGAUGUCCCCAUCUAACCCAGCUUUUUUAAAAAUUACUGUUGCACGGGCUCCUACCGAAAACCUAUUAAAUAUUGUGGACCAAGAGCAGCACCCAGGAGCUCCAGAACCCAUACAACCAAUUACAUUGAUGCCAAUAUCGGGUGUCGAGAAAGGUGUUCACAAGUACCACAGAAGUUCAAGUUCUGGCUCAGAUGAUUACGCAUAUACACAAGCCUUAUUGUUGCACCAGCGUGCUAGAAUGGAAAGACUUGCAAAGGAACUGAAACUUGAAAAAGAGGGCCUUGAAAUGUUGAAGACAGAAGUGAAUGGAAUGGAACAUGACCUGAUGCAAAGACGUCUGAGGAGAGUGAGCUGUACCACAUCAAUACCAACUCCAGAAGAGAUGACCAGACUGAGAAGCCUGAAUAGGCAGCUCCAAAUAAAUAUAGAUUGUACACUGAAAGAAGUAGACCUGCUUCAGUCAAGAGGAGUGGGCAAACUUGAUGCAAAGGCAAUGAGCAACUUCUAUGAUAACAUAGCUCCUGGUCCUGCUGUACCUCCCAACUCAUGUAAAAAAGAAUCUUCUGAGUCUUCAUCGGGGGAACGAAAAGCCAGAAGAAUAAGUGUGACCUCAAAAUUAAAAAUUGAGCCACCUGAUAUUCCCAAUCCAAGUGCUGUGGACAUUGCUAAUAGAAACAGACCCAAUCAGAGACCAGCAAGAGAUGAAGAUUUUGAAGGGUCUCCAUGGAACUGCAAUAGCUGUACUUUUCUCAAUCAUCCGGCACUAAAUCGAUGUGAGCAGUGUGAGAUGCCUCGGUUCACCUGAGCUCGCCGCCUACUGCUUCACUUUGCUUGAAGUUUUUAUGAAGAUACUACUAUCUAGCAUGCACGAGAAAGUAAGGGACCUUACUCUUAAGUUAAUCCGCAAGCUGAGCCCAACUCCAGAGCUGCAGUUGGAGAUACAUUGGUCACAAGUUAUAUUAAUGAGUGGCAGGACAGUUUUGUUGGUGAUCCACCAAAACCCUCUCUGCAAUUUUGUGCGUAAAAUGAUGGAGGUUUCAAAAUGCUGGUCAUUUGGUUUCUUCUCCAGAAGACGAGAUGUUGUGGAGGGGCGCUUGAGGAUGCAGUUUUUGUAGACCAAUUAAUUGAUUCAUGAAGUGGAAGACAGAAUGAGCAAAAUAUUCUUUCUGCUUCCCAGAAGUAUCCUACUGAAUGAAGACUUUGGCAGGGAGCAGGUGUUGUAGUAUAAAAUAUCUUAUAAAGCAUAUUCACAGAGACAUAAUUGCUGCUUUUUUCAGGGUAAUUAAGUCCAUCCAAAAUGAUAAAAUGCUGUUCUAAAAUGUUGCUGGUGAUAAGAAAUCAAGGUUUUAGCCUUACCUUUUUAGAGCACAUUAUCUGAUGUGAUAAUGCAGAUCUUUUUUUUUUUUUUUUCUUUUUUUUUCCUUUUUAGUUUGUGUUGUGUCCUGCAAGCUGUAUCAUCAAACUACUGGUUAUGUUCACAAUUUUAAUAUAUACCAAGCUGAAGAUGAAAAUAUUACUGCAUGUAUUAAGUCUGUAUUCCUAUUGAAGUGAUUCCCCAAAGCUGUUAGGCUGUUGUAUGAUUAAUCAUGGCACCUCUGCCAAGCGCUGAUUUACGUUCUUCGAAAUGUAUACACUAAUAUAUAUCUAUAUAUUGUAUAUUUAUCAGCAGUUGUCCACCUAAUCGUAUUAUAUACUACAGCAUUAUUUUAACUAUUCACUGGAUUGUGAGGUCUCACAAAAAAGUGGAUGUUUCCAGACCUGUGGUGUAUGUAUGUGUGUGUGUGUGUGUGUAUGGAUACACACAUUUUCUGUUUCCUUCAUUGUCCUUGUCAUUUUUUUUUUUUACCCCAACCUGCUGUUGAGCUUCCCAUUUUGUGAAACUGCUUGAUGUUUACAGCAAAGAAGGUACUUUGUGCCCUCAAUGGACCCACUUGACUUUAAUUCAAAUAAACCGCCAGAGUCAAACUAGCUGUGUUAUUUGCACAUUGUGAAAGAGCAUACUUAUAAAAGUGAAGGCAGAUCUAGAAAUGUUGUGCACUGCAUACUUUUUUUAUUAAGGUAAUAUUUUUAAUGUUUUCUCUUUUUUUGUUAGAACAAAAUACAUGAUAAAUUAAAAAAUAUAUGGUUGAAAAAUUCAUACUGGUACUUUUAAUGCAUCUAAAUUCUUGUAUUGUCAAGGUGAUUGGUUUGCAUCAUGCAAGUGGCUGAAAAAAAAAAAAUAAAGCACCUAAUUCUUUUGUGAAAUCAAAGUAUUUGAGUUGACUUGUAAGUCUUGAAUUUUUUUCUAAGAACAAUAGUUUUGGGGUUUUAGAUUUUUUUUUAAAUCUUUUUGAAAUCUUAAAUUGUAUGUGUAACUACCGUAAUAGCCUGAAUGAGCCUGUUGCCAUUAUUAUCUAGUCUAAACUGAAAUGCUUCACACAUAUCGAAAUAAACUGCAUGUGUAUAUGUAGUCACAACAUUUAUUAAAAUAUGCCUAUACUGUAAGUUAUCAGUAUCCGUCAAAGGUUUAAACACAGCUACUUAAAGGGGUAAUUUGGUAAACUAAACCUAUAGACCAUCCUUUCGCUCUUACCUACCUAUUUGUCUACAUAUUAUUCAUACACUUACAUGCAAGGAGUGAGGAAAAUAUGUCAUCCAGCCUUCCACUGUGUCUCUGUCCAAGUCCCUCUUUGAAAGCAGCCCCCGCCCGCCUGAGAGAAACAGGCCACUGGUUUCUGCCCUGCACUAAGUAAUGCUUCCUUUAGCUGGGAGGUAUGUGCAGCCUUAGCCAGUCAGACACUAUCUCUCUGCUCACAGUCAAGAGGGGUGGCAGCUGCUCUCAGAGAGGGAGCUGUGAGGAGCUGAACGACAGGGAGAACAGAGCUGCCAUAGCUUCAGGGAAAUUUAGUAUUCAUGCUGAAGAAGAGGUGAAGGAUUGCAAAGAAUAUCAGGCAACCAGAAAAGACAACAGGGGCCACAGGAGUUAUGCAUAGCAGGCAGAAUCCUUUAAGGGAACAUAUCCAGGUAGUGUGGUGGCUUUUAUUUUUAUUUUUUUUUAUCUGUACUUCCCUGGAGCAUCCUGUUUAAUUUUCAUUCUAAAAUUUGCAAAGCUUUAAAAGCAAAGCUAUCAAAUGCAUCAAAACGAAAGAAUUAGACAGUUCCAAAAAAUGGUAACAAAUUAUGACGAAGCACUCCACCUCUCUCUUUGUUGAAUGAUUUUUAUUAUCAUGUGGUGUGUUUUGGGGUCAUGUCAGAUAAAUAUCCCAAACUAGAUAGGGGGGGUUGUAUUGCUGCAGAAUUAUGUGUACCUGCUGCUUUAAAUAAAGACACAGUAUCACCAACAAAGGAAUAUCACAAUACUUCCCCAUUUGACUCUUCUUGAUUGGUUAACCACAACCAAAAAGUACCCACUUUCCUUCUUUGUGCCUUAGGCUAAGUUUCUACUUGGUUUUUUGUCCUGAGUUUU